Molecule: messenger RNA, 10064 nt
Organism: Cavia porcellus (domestic guinea pig)
Lineage: Eukaryota; Metazoa; Chordata; Mammalia; Rodentia; Caviidae
Gene: Gas8
Product: growth arrest specific 8
Exons: 11
Coding region: 405-1592 (395 amino acids)
Biological process (GO): flagellated sperm motility
Cellular component (GO): microtubule; Golgi apparatus; motile cilium
Molecular function (GO): small GTPase binding; microtubule binding
Source: RefSeq, a predicted model, not a curated record
UGGGAGACGGGCCGUCUGCGCAGGCAGAACAAGUUGGUCCCCGGUGCUGCUCGGCAUCAUGGCACCCAAGAAGAAAGGGAAGAAAGGUAAAGCCAAAGCUGCCCCGAUUGUGGAUGGGCUUGCUCCAGAGGAUAUGAGCAAGGAGCAGGUGGCCCCUCCCUUCUCUCUUCCUCCCUGAAUCCACACCCUUUGCCAGGGCCCUUCCGGGCUGGGCUUCGGGGUCCCUGACCUACCUGCCCGGCCAGGUGGAAGAGCACAUCAGGCGCAUCCGGGAGGAGCUAGAUCGGGAGCGGGAGGAGCGCAACUACUUCCAGUUGGAGCGGGAUAAGAUCCACACAUUCUGGGAAAUAACACGGAGGCAGCUGGAGGAGAAAAAGGCUGAGCUGCGAAACAAAGACCGGGAGAUGGAGGAGGCUGAGGAAAGGCACCAGGUGGAAAUCAAGGUGUACAAGCAGAAGGUGAAGCACCUGCUAUAUGAGCACCAGAACAAUCUGACUGAGCUGAAGACCGAGGGUACUGUAGCCAUGAAGCUGGCCCAGAAGGAGCACCGCAUGCAGGAGGGCGCACUGCGCAAGGACAUGCGUGUGCUCAAGGUGGAGCUCAAGGAGCAGGAACUGGCCAGCGAGGUGGUUGUGAAGAACUUGCGGCUGAAACAUGCUGAGGAGAUCACCAAGAUGCGGAAUGACUUUGAGAGGCAAGUUCGAGAAAUUGAGGCCAAGUGUGAUAAGAAGAUGAAAGUGCUGAGGGACGAGCUUGAUCUGCGAAGAAAAACUGAGAUCCACGAAGUGGAGGAGAGGAAAAACGGUCAGAUCAAUACACUGAUGCAGCGCCAUGAAGAGGCCUUCGCUGACAUCAAGAACUACUACAAUGACAUCACGCUCAACAAUCUGGCCCUCAUCAACUCCCUCAAGGAUCAGAUGGAGGACAUGCGCAAGAAAGAAGAGCACCUCGAGCGGGAGAUGGCGGAAGUGUCCUCACAGAAUAGGCGCCUGGCAGAUCCCCUCCAGAAGGCCCGGGAUGAGAUGGCUGAGAUGCAGAGGAAGAUUAGAAACUAUGAAAGGGAUAAACAGAUUCUGGUGAGCACAAAAACACGUUUGAAGGUUACUGAGAAGGAGCUGAAGGACCUGCAGUGGGAACAUGAGGUGCUGGAGCAGCGUUUCAUCAAGGUGCAACAGGAGCGGGAUGAGCUCUACCAAAAGUUCAUGGCAGCCAUCCAGGAGGUGCAACAGAAGACUGGUUUCAAAAACCUGCUGCUAGAGCGCAAGCUGCAGGCCCUGAGUGCUGCUGUGGAAAAGAGGGAGGUGCAGUUCAAUGAGGUGCUGGCAGCCUCCAGCCUGGACCCUGCUGCACUGACGCUUGUGUCUCGCAAACUUGAGGAUGUUUUGGAAUCAAAGAACGCCACCAUCAAGGACCUGCAGUAUGAGCUGGCACGGGUCUGCAAGGCCCACAAUGACCUGCUGCGCACAUAUGAGGCAAAGCUGCUAGCCUUUGGGAUCCCCUUGGACAAUGUGGGCUUCAAGCCUCUGGAGACAGCUGUAAUUGGGCAGACGCUGGGCCAGGGCCCUGCAGGACUCGUGGCUACACCAACGUAGCCACCAGGUUGUUACAUGCAACGAAGCCUGCUGUUUUACGCCAAGGACAGAAAGUUUUUGUUUUUUAGAGUUCACCAUCAGCAAAUGAAGUUUUCCAUGUUUUACUUAUUUUUCUCUUUCCUGCCUCUGUGGAGGAGACCUGUUUGUAGAACCUCAACCCUGGCAUCACAGUUGGCCCCUCCCUGGUUGUGUUGUGGCCAUCCUCCUCUCCCAGCCUGCCCCUGACUUCAGUGGCUCCUCAGAGGACCCUUGGCCACUCUGGUCUAGGGUGUGUAUUGUUCCUGGCUCAACACCAGCAGCAGCUUUGCAGAUGCCAACACUGACUUUAUUGACACUUGAGUCAUGGCUACCCCCUGAGAAAUUCCCAGGGGGCCAGGAAGGACCUCCUCUAGGAAGCUGGUGACCCUAGUGCUGCAUAAUGAGUAAGGAGUCUACUCCGUUGAGGGCUGGGUAGGCUCAGCAAGUGUGUGUAUGGGGCAGAUGGUCAACGCUAGCUUCCUUGGUAUGUGGUGUAGGACCAUGGGCUCAGCAGCAGGGGCACGUGGAUCUCCUGAGUUUCAUUUGUGAUGGUAAAGACAACCUAAAAGAAGCAGAGAAGGUACGGGAAGACAGCGAGAGAACACAGUACCGAAGCUGUGCCUCACUGCUUCCUGGGAGCAUUUAGCAGCCCAGACUGUAGGGUGGAGUCAGUUAGAGCCUGGUGGGGGACAGGAGCCCUCCCCAGAUUUGAGGAAUCAUUAUGCUUCCUUGGAGACAGUGCCAGGGAGGCUGUAGCCCCAGGCUUGUUGGAUGUGAAAAAGGCCAGGUUCUGUGAUAGUAGCUCCAGAUGAGGGAAAGGUCCAGUGAGCUGCAGUCUUGGCUGAGAUGCAAACUUGUCUACAAAGGAGGAUGAAUCAUCCUUGAGCUGGCCUCCAAAGGCUAACCCAGGAGCAGCUCUGGCAUGGGUAUGUCAUCAUGAUGCCUCUGAUGCCUCUGAUAUCUAGACACUGAUAUGCCAAUGAUGCCUUUGAUAUCUAGACAUUUUCUGAGAGUUCAUAGCAGGUGAGCUCAACCUGCCUGCCACUACCCAGGAUGAGGUGAGAUCAGUCUGCCCAUGGCCUGGAUAAGGUUUGGCCUGCAGGACCUAACCAGUAGUCCCAGUGUCAGGGACCUCCACCCAUCUGUUGCCUUUACCUCUACAUAUGGGUAGAAGCUGUCUUGUCCCAUCUUCUUCCAGUAGCUCUCAGUGUUGAAUGACAGCUUGUAGAUGCCUGGCUUCAUCUGGCCUGACCUCAGAAGGCCAGGGCAGUGGCCAUCUGCAUCUGUGUAGCUGGGGAGCAGACAAGACUGCAGAGAUGGGAGGAAGAACUGGCCUAGCCCCCGCUUCCUACUCUGCACCCUGGAUGCCCACACACUCCUCACAGCCUGAUGCAGAUGUGCAGAUAAGGGGUACCAUCUCCAAGGACACUGUUGUACUGAUCGUUUAGGAAAUCACAACCCAGAAAAGCCAGAAGGGAAAAAUAUCUUCCACAGUACACUCUGAGCAAUAAUCCCUAUAUUUUGCAAUAUACUUUUGUAGAUUUUUCUUGAUGUUUAAGUAUAUUUUAGAAACUUUUAAAAUAUAAAAAAAUAGAUUAUAUGAAUUUUGUUGUUUUAUAACCUGCUUUUUAUUUUUUGAGAAUUGCUAUGUAGUUCAAGCUGGCUUCAAACUCAGAGCAGUUAUCCUGCUUUAGCCUCCUGAGUGCUGGGAUUACAGGUGUAUGCUACCAUGCCCAGCUCCAUUACCUGCAUUUGUUAUAUGGUUUAUCAAUCCUGGCUUUCUGGUCAGUAACUGUACUAAAGCCCCAUCUCAAUGGCUGCCACUUUCCAGCUGCAUUGAGGAGCCAGGUGGGAGUGAAGUGAUCCUUUGUCCAGGGUUCUGAAGUCCUGCACUUCUGGCAUGUCACCUCUGGGAAAGCCCUGUGUCAUUCUGACCGGCUGCUGCUUCACUGUGGUGAGAGGGCAAGGGAGGUACAAGUGCAGGACAGGGGGGUGUGAAUGGUUCUCUUUGGCCCCCUGCUGCCUGGAGAUGGGCCCUGGACCCUGGCCCCAGCUUCUGUGGAGGCUGAGUGGGGAAGGAGGGAUCUGCACUCAAACCUUGGGCCUUUGUGCACACCUAAAAUGGCGACUGUCCCAUCCCUGUGUUCAGGCAAGGAAACUGCCCAAGUAGGAAGGAGGUAGGUUGUGAACCAGGCUUUGGGUUCCUGGACCUGGGGGAACAGUGGGCAGCAGCCCUCAGUGUUCCUGGGGAGACAGAAGGGGAACUGCUGGGGAAAGGGAGAAAAUGCCUUGGUUUCCCUCCCUGCCCCAGUGCCUCCUACCUUUCCCUCAGCACUGUCCACUGCUGGUUGGGGUCCUCUAGCAGCAUUUGUUGGAAAGGUCCUGGGCAGAGGCCCUGGGCCAGGAGCCCCGAGGUGGUAUCCAGGACAUGUGUGGUCAGUGGACUGCUUCUGGGCUCCAUGCCACUGCUCUGACCUACUGACUACCUGGGGCCCGAGCACAGACCCCCUUCGGUCCUCUGCCCACACUGAUAUGACGGGGUCCACAGCCCAGCUGUCAGGGCACAGCUGGGGGAAGAGGGCAGUGGAAGCACCAGGUUUGUGAACAAUGCACCCAGCCUGUUGUGUCUGGCCUGCCCUUGACCCUGCCGUCCAGCCAGCCUUCCCUGGUUGUGGGUCCCGUGGGAGCUUAACCCCCAGGUAACAGGGGACAGGAACCUUAAGGGUCAACCAUGCCUUGCCUUAGCUGGAGCCUGGGUGACUCUGGAGUGUCAGCAGCUGCAGAACCUCCAGCUCAGAGGUUACUGGUCGAGUAUAUGACCACUCCCAGGGGCAGGGCCUGGGGCGGGGCCCGGUGGGUCCCUAAGCUCAGGGAAGGCAUAGAAAGUGGCAGUUUUAAGAGAAGUUCCUAGGCAAGAUAUGUAAAGUUUCUAGUUUGACUAGUCUGCCAGGGCUCGGGACCUUGCCUCAGUUUCCUCACAAGUAGCACAGAGAGGCCAGGGUGGGCCUCCUGCCUCUCCACCGCCCCCUGCUCCAGCCUCACCCCAUGCCUAAGGGUGGAAGGGCUGUGCUGUGUGUAAAGAGCAAAACAAGUGAUGGCUUUGUGCAGGUUUGAAUGCAUCCCCAAAUUAAAAUUUUAUAGGUAACAUGCAGAGAACAGAUUUUGGCUUUAUUAGGUAACCAUAAUACACAAGGGAAUUCUUUAACAUCUGGCUCUCCUGUAUUCAAAAUCAUGAUGUUGGUUACUGGUUGUCUUGCUCUGGUGUAUGGGUAUUUUUAUUCUCCUUGCAAAAUUGUAUUUCUAAUUACUCCACAGUGAGCAUGGAUUAUUUGUGGGGCAGGAAUCUGUGCCCUUUAGGACAAGGGCAGGAGACCCAACAAAGGCUGGGAGUCCAGUGGAAACCAGUUAGGGUAAUUAGGAAGUAUCUAGCUGAGAUCUGCAUGCACCUUACUUCCAGAGACAUUUGUGUUUAUGUUGUCCAAAGCCUUUUGGUUCCAGAGACCAGAAACAACCAGCCAGACUGUCCUGCUGAGGACAGUUAAGGAAGCCAUCCUUCUGGAAACAUAAUCUGUUGAAGAACUGUGUGUGGUAGGUGGUAAGCUCAAGCCAGCUGUGAUGGUGCAUACAAGUACCAGCCCAGUGUGGGCAAUUUAGCAAGUUAGAAUCUGUUCAUAAUGAAAAAAAAUGGUAACAGGGCUGGGAUGUAGACCAGUAGGAAGGCCUUAGGUUCACUACCCAGUAUCUCCCACCAGAAAAAGUCGAAAGGCUGGUAAUUUUUUUUUUUUUUUUUUUUGGUACCAGGGAUCAAACUCAUGACCUCAUACUUGCCAGGCAAGCAUUUAUGCCACUGAGCUAAAUCCCUGGCCCAAGGCUGAUAAAUUUAUAGCUUCCAUUAGAUGAAAAAGUUCAGCCCACCUAAACCCACAAUAACUUGCCAUUGUUCAAAGGAAGAAACUGAGGCACAAAAGAAUAUUUCUGGGACUUCUGGGAGAACAUGGCAGACAUAUAACAGCAGCCAUGGAGGCUCUCUGAGAUUACCAGUUUAGAAUCCAGGAGUGGUGCCAUGUGAGGAGUCCUACGUGAGGGGAGAUGUACCCUGCCGACCCAGGAAUGAACUAAGCUGAGACAAACCAACUGGAAAUGCAAUCCUGAUGCUAUCAGAGGAACAGAUAAAAUCUCAGUGCGGAAGCUGAUUCCGCGCCAUUGGAAGCCGCGAUUUGAAUUUCCUGCUGUCAACACUGCGUCCCAAUCCGCACGGCAGGGAGAGAGAUGUGCGAAAGCUCUGAGAGCUGGAAUCGGUGAACCAAACGGCGUUGAGAGCGAGACUGGCAGGUAGCCCUGCAUCGACCUGCGGUGAGUGAAAGAAAUGGGGACCCUUUCAUAGACUAGGAGUCUCCAACAGAGGACAUUCUGGAAACAGACAGACUAGCCGGAAGAGGGCCCUGCAGUGACUUUAGUCGCAUGUUCCCCUCUCAAGCGGGAGUGGUGGGGAGGGCUUGGCCUGGUGACGCCGAGGACUAAGAUCCAGUAGGCUAGCCCAAAUCAGGUCCCUGCGCCUGGCGGUGCACCCUAGCAGUGAAGCACUCAGUGGGUUCACCUGGAGGGGCAGGCCUAGCAGAGGGUGCCCAGGUCUGUGUCUCCCUAGUACACUGCAGUGGGCGGGAACACCUAGCCGGUGGAUUCAAACAAACUGUAACAGACGAAGAGAAAAAAAAAAAAAAAAAAAAAAAAAACCAAAACUGGGCCUCCUACAUAUGCUUGUAUGGAAGGGACAAAGAGUAUGGUAAAAGGGAGCAACAAGAAAGGGUCCUCAGUCCCUAAUCCUGAGAAUACUGAUCCAGGAAAGGUAAAUGCAAAAGAGAAUGAAGACAAAACAUGCAAUAUCAGACACGGCACCUAUAGACAUAAAGCAGUAUCUCGGGCGCCUCAUAGACGAGUUCAAAAAUGAAGUAUUUAAUGAAAUAAAGCAAGAAAUAAGUAGAAUAGUUAGAGAAAUGCUAAGCACCGCCCAAGAAAAAACAGAUGGUGGAAUGGAAGAACAGAAAAAAAGGGGAGAAUUGUUUGAUGGAGAAAAUAGAGAAAACAUAGAAUAUGUGAAGCAGGUUCAAAGAGAUUACCAGGAAACUAAAAACUCUAUUGAAAGCUGGCAUAACAGCUUGAAAGAAACUAAGGAUAGAUUAUCAGAACUCGAGGACAGAUUUGUAAGGUGGGAGCAUGAAAUGAAAAACUUCUUAAAAAUAACAAGAAGACAAACAGCAAUAAUACGAAGACUAGAAGAUGAUAAGAGGAUCUAUAACUUAGGAACAUAAAAGAAGAAGUAGGGACUCAAACAAAUGAACUUCAAAAGCUAUUCACAGAAAUAAUCCAGGAGAAUUUCCCUAAUUUAGCAAAAGGUAAAGAUACUCAGAUGUAUGAGGCAUACAGGACCCCAGCCACUACAACCCAAACAGAGCUACACCCAGGCAUAUAGUAAUCAAAAUUCCAAAAAUCCAAUAUAAGAACAGAAUAUUAAAAGCCGUCAAAGACAAGAAACAGAUCACUUACAAGGGAAGACCCAUCAGAAUUACAGCAGACUUCUCGGCACAAACCAUCAAAUACGAAGAGCGUGGGGGGAAAUAAUUCAAGCUUUGAAAGAUAAUAACCUCCAGCAAAGAUUGAUAUAUCCUGCACAACUGUCCCUAGAAGUUGAUGGAAAAACAAGGUGCUUCCAGGAUAAAGAGGAACUAGGGGAAUUUGCAACCACCAAUUCAACUCUAUAGAGAUUACUGCAGGAUAUUCUAAAAAUGAAAAAUACCAAGAUUCCAGAAAUAGUGGCAGAGUGGCCACAAUGAAUGGAGCAGAAAGCAAAAUGAAGAGGACAAACUGACAAGUAAUGACAGAAAAAGAGCUCAACAGAAAUGAGGCAGAGUAGGUUGGAUGGUAGGAACAGCUAUUUUGGAGAAAACAAGACAUCAUAAUAGGUAGUGCUGAUUUAAUAUCCUCUUGUUUUAAAGUCCCAUCAAGCUUUUGUUCUUCUGUCUCCAUCGGUUUUAACAUGUUGUAUCUUAUUGGAUUUUAUUACAGGUGAUAAUAUAAACAAAAACUUUUAUAGACAAGGAGAUUAUACAGAAACCAUUGUUCAUUUUCUGUUAGUUGAUUCUAAAUACUCUGUAAUACUGUCAUUCUCUUGAACGGUUUUACAUUGUCUUGAUAUGUUUGAUGCUACAGUAUACGAAGUUAUACCCAAAGAUUUUAAGGGUAGAGACACUAUGGUAACUACUAUUAUGUUGAGAUUAUCUUGUGGUGAAACACUAUUUUGCUUAAAUGGCUAUGUUUUGACCUGUGCUGUUUUGCUGUUAUGCCUUCUUUUUUAAAUCUCAAUCUCCUUUUUAUUAUCUACUUUUUCAUUUUUAUCCUUUUAAUUAAGGGAAAAAUAAAUAAAAAAUAGGAUAUUAUAGUAACCCACUUUGAUUUCCUAUUAACUUGAUUUGAAACCCUGUAUUGCUCUCACCAUCUUGUUUUGACUGAUUUUCCUCUAUUCUGUUAUGCUUGAUAGUGCCAAGUUUGAAAGUAUAGGCAACAACUAUGACGACAAUAAGAUUUAUUAUGACGCCCAUUCUGGUUGACUAUUAUCUUCUUUUGAAGUCCUCUAAUGUCUCCAAUGUUUUGGUUUUAUUGGUCUUAUUCCUUACUGUUUUGUUCAAUUUUAGUAUAACUGAUGAUAUAGGCAAUUCUUUUUAAGAUAACAAGAGGCAUUAUGGUACCCAUUGUUGAUCACCUUGUAUUUUGUUUUUACAUUAUGUAUUAUGUGCAUCCUUUUGAUUUGACUGAUUCUGUCCUGGUAUGUCACAUUUGGUUUUACUUUCUUCAAAAAAAAAAAAAAGUAAUAAGAACUGUGGGAGUAAUAAAACCCAAAAUGUGUAAUUGUCAUUGUACAAAAGAAAGGAAAAGAAAGUUCUCUAAAAGGUAUAACUGCAUAUAUAUUUAAGUGUAUAGGAUAGAUAACCAUAUUACUGAGUUUUAUUGGAUCAUUGAACAAAACUGUUUGCAGUCUCACUGUUUGAAAGUCCCCUCUAUAUGCUUUAAUUUUGUAACUUCAACAACUAUUUCUAAGAUGACAAUAUGUAAUUAACUAGUGAUUUCCUACUGUUUAUUUUUUCUAAAAUUCUGUAUAAGUUUUACCCUUUUUUGUUUUUCUUUUUUCUCCUUAAAAAAAAAAAAGAGUAUUUCUGGUAUGAUACACUAAAAACUAGCCAUCACCUAAGAUAAGCAUUUUUGGACAAAGAUAUUUUUUUUCCUGUUUAACUUUUUGUGCUUUUGGAAUUUUUUUUUUAUUUUAAAGAGAAUAAAACAAAACAGAACAAAGCAUAUCAGAACAAAACAGUGCAAGCAAUACAGGAUUUCAAAACAAGACAAUAGGAAAUCAACAGUGGGUACCAUGUUUCUUGUUUUCUUUGAAAUAGUUGUCCAUGUCUUCCCACACAAUGAAUUCAAGCAAGACAAAAUGGUAUAAAACUGAUAAAAACAAAAGAAUGAAAGCAUUAUCAGUAUUUAAAACCAGACAGUCGGAAAAUCAACAAUGGAUUUCAGAAUCUCUUGUUCUCUUCAAAAUAGCUGCCCAGGUUUUCACACAGAUUGAAAUUAAAUAAUACAAAACAGACUAAAACCAAUCAAAACAAACAAUAAAAGCAUUCCUGGACUUCACAACAAGAUGCCAGGAAAUGAGCAAUGGCUACCAUAAUGUCUCAUUUUCUUCAAAGUAGCUGCUUGUACCAUCAUGUAAUAAAUUCAAUUCUUGUAAACUCUAGACGUUUUAGGCAUGUACAAGCCUGUACAUGUACAUCUGUCCUUUCUGUAUUAAAGGGAAAAACAAAAACAAAACAAAAACAAAAACAAAAAAAAGGGAGAGAAAAGCAAGAAACCAAAGAGUCAAAUAAAUAACAAUAACAAAGAGAAACAGGAACUAUAUAGUAACAAUACAGGCUUUCAAAACAAGUUGAUGGGAAUAUCACCAAAGUUAUUUUGCAUAGUAAUCUUCAAGAGAGUGAGUCACAUUACCAGAUAAAAACAUGCAAAAAUGGAUUUAAUCCUAUGAAUCUGAACUGUUUUCUUCCAAGAAUUAACAGAAUUAGUAGCACAAUCAUCUUAGCGAUCUAAAGAAUGCAUAUACAAAUUUAUAUCAUUUUUCUUUUCCCUUCCUACUUUUCUCUGUUUCCUUGACUUAUUUCUUCUCCUUUGAGCAGUUUCUUACCCUUUCACAAUGUUUACUGACGAUUUUGUAUCUUAUUUACUCUUUCAGUUUGUUAUACCAGGGAGACGAUAUGGUAUGUACACAUGUGAGUUUGAUUUAUUUACUUACGAGUAUGGUCUCAAGUUGCAUCCAUUUACCUAUAAAAGCCACUGAAUGAUCCUUCUUUAUGGCUGAGUAGUACUCCAUUGAAUAAAAAUACCACAUCUUUUUUAUCCAUUCCUCAA